UUGGUGUGAAUGGAACCAUCAUUUCAUCUCAUGUUCAACUGUCUUUUUGGACUCUUCACUUACACUUCGCUGGUACUCGCCAGGACUCGAAUUUCCUCUGACUUUUGGCUGGACGAUUCUAGUUCUGACGAGUAAUUCGACAGUGUCGUUUUGUCACUCCGACACUCAACCAGUGUUUCUUUCCCCUUCAUCACCAGACCGUGCACCACCCAGUGGGGUGCAGCUGGAGCAGUGCAGUCCAGCGCAAUAAACCCAUGGCCCAAGCUCAUGCUUAACAAGCGUUAUUGCUUCAUGCAUGCAUCAUGCUCACUCAGUAUGUCGGUUCCGGGUUUUCACAGCUGCUUUGUGUCAGUCUGUCUGCUGUCUGUCUGUCUGCUGUCAGAUGCUGUGAUUCGGGACCGGGAACUGGAAUCUCCCAACAAGCGCGGGCAAGUUGCCAUUCUCACCACCCCAAUGCAACAAAAAAGAGGCGUUUCACAAUACCACGAAUAUCCGGCUUUGAUAUCCCUGUCGAUCGCAUUGUGUCCCCCCACGACGACGGCCGGACCUCCUCCAUCACCCCUACCUUAGCUAACCUGCCUACCUUACUACCUACUACCUACCUUACCUCCAAACCGGCCGGCCAGGCUAGCUCUACCUAUCGAGCAGAAAGCUUAUCGCUGCUCGAAGAUUGGACUGGACUAGGAACUGGCCCGAGUGUUGCUGGGACUGGCUAUGACGGGUUUCGACGGGAGCUUCUCCCUCCUGGCGGGAUUGGUCGGUCUUUUGUUUUUCGUCUUUGCCAUCCUCCCACCAAAGAACAGUGAUCUCCGGGUAUAUAACCGACCUAGGCAGCUCGACGUGGCAUCUGAAUAUCGAGCUGGUUAUGAUGGCUCUUUGAGCGAAGAGUAGUCCGGACCUCUUGCUUUUCGAAUCCUUUGUUUGUGGCGCGGUGGUGCUUCCGCUCAG
Messenger RNA from Neurospora tetraspora, 948 nucleotides. RefSeq lists its product as uncharacterized. Lineage: Eukaryota; Fungi; Ascomycota; Sordariomycetes; Sordariales; Sordariaceae. Bases 303 to 806 code for a protein of 167 amino acids. The transcript has a single exon. The record is from RefSeq and is a predicted model, not a curated record.